Symbiodinium natans is the source of this 696-nucleotide messenger RNA. NCBI's taxonomy places the organism in Eukaryota, Dinophyceae, Suessiales, Symbiodiniaceae. The record is from the annotation of a GenBank genome assembly.
AUGGGGAGAAUGAGCAGAUUGUUACUCGCCUGGUGUGGCGCUGCUUUCGCUGAGAUGUUUGUCGUUGAGGAGAAGUUUGCCGGCGGCGGUUGCAGCACAGGGCUCUAUGCCAUGGGCCUUGUACAGCCAGUCGGCGUCUGCGUGGCAAAUGGAGAGAACCAAGCAACUAAACUGGAGCUUGUGGACAACAACACGCGGUUUCAGUACAGCAUGUACAGGAACGGCUAUAUCAAUUGCAGUGGUCCCGCUCUCUUCUCUUCAACAGAGGAGAUGGAUAGAUGCCACGGUGCAGGGGACCAGUAUAGCAGGUUCACGCUGGAGACUUGGGAUAGUGCAACUACGACCAUCUACUCGGCUGCAAGUUGUAACGAUACAGAGAUCUUCCGCGAGAGCCAUUUCAUGAUCGGGCGCUGCAUGAUACUAGGCACUGGCAGCAGGAAGUACCUCUGCAAUGCCACGGUGGGGAUGCUGGAGCUCUACAACUACUCCGAGCCUGACUGCACGGGAAGAGCAGAUAUCGUCGAGCUUCCGCCACUGAGCCGCUGCACCGCCUCGAUGAUAACCCAAGCCAGCAGCUGCGGUACCAAUAAGGCGCUGCUCGGCAAGACUGGCACGAGAGGCCUCCACGCGUAUCUGAUCUCAGGCCUUGGGCUGCUGUGGCUACAUUGGCUACAUCGUGGCAUGUGCGUGAAAUGA